Molecule: messenger RNA, 1251 nt
Organism: Prorocentrum cordatum
Lineage: Eukaryota; Dinophyceae; Prorocentrales; Prorocentraceae
Source: the annotation of a GenBank genome assembly
AUGGGCAAGGCGUGGCCUGCUGCCAAGAGGGGCAAGGCCCGCGCUGCCGCGCAAUCUCGGGUUACAGCCAGGAGGCCGGCGGCGGCGCCCUCCGCCUUGAAGAAGCCAGCGGCUGCCGACCAGCUCGGCGCGCCCAAGAACGUGCCGUACGUGCGCCACGGGGCCCCGACCAAGAGGAUUCGCCAUGCGCAGGCCACGUGGGCGAGGUCCCUCAAGGACUUCGUGAACACGCCCGCGAAGACCAUCAUCAACAAGCUGACGCGCGACAAGAUCCUCCCUGAUUGGAAGGGCGCCACGUGCCCCUAUUGCGGGGAAGGCACUCUUGGCCCUCUGAAGCACUACGCCGAUUCGAAUGGAGGGUGGGCCUACCGCUGCAACAGCAAGGAGUGCAAGCGCCGCGUGCUCCCGCACGCUUUCCACCCCAUCUUCAAGUGCGGUACGGGGCAGUCGCACGUGAGCUUGGCAGAUCAAGCUUCUGUGCUCUUCUGCUCGAUUGCGAAAUGCUCGCAGACUUCCGUGCGUUUUCUCUUGCAGAAGAAUCAUAAGCUCACGGAGAGCAUCUACGAGUCCUUGCACGCGGUGCGCGCCAAGAGCGUGGUCCAGCACGAGAAGAACAUCAAGUUCGGUGCCGACUUGCCUUGGGCGGACGUAGAAGCCGACGAAGUGGACAUCGCCAAAGGAGAAGACCCCAACACAGACGCUGCGACUGACAAGCCUGUCAUCUGGGAGCAAUGGGGCGGUAUGGUUCAGCGCGGCGACCAGAAAUCCCUCGUCUUGUUCAAGCUGGACCCAGCGAAGACAAAGAGGCGGGCGCCAGGCCCAGGCCCGAUCCGCAAGCGCGAUUGGAAGCCUCUGGCCUACAAGUGGGUCCACCAGCGCAACAUCAUACUGCACACGGACGGGGCCAGGAGUUAUAAGCUGAAGCUCGAAGGGGUCAAGCAUGAUUGGGUUGUCCACGCCAAGAAGCGCGUCAUGGUCAAGGGUAAGUGGGUGUGGAUCAAGCCUAAGUUCACCAAGAUCACCCACCACGAUGUUCCAGAUGACAGCAAGCCCAACAAGACCAAGCGCAUCAUCGACCGCAUCUGGGGCGAGCUGCGGAAACACUUAGGGAACAAGAAGACAGCGAACACCAAGGCGCUGACCAACAAGAUCCGCUCCUACCAGUGGUUGUACUGGCACAGGGGCGAGGAUUUGUGGCUGGCAACAGGGAAGAUGCUGGAGGAGGCCUUCCUCAAGGAGCACUGCCAGUGA